This is a messenger RNA of Raphanus sativus (radish), 558 nucleotides long. RefSeq lists its product as uncharacterized. The transcript has 2 exons. NCBI's taxonomy places the organism in Eukaryota, Viridiplantae, Streptophyta, Magnoliopsida, Brassicales, Brassicaceae. The record is from RefSeq and is a predicted model, not a curated record. The coding region runs from base 223 to 558 and encodes 111 amino acids.
UCAUUCAAAAGAAAUGGAUCCACAGGGGUGUCACUUGCUGUGAUAAACAAGGAACUGGGUAACACAACUGUUAUUGACAGCAUCAUCCCCACCAGAACUCCACAAGAAGAAAGACUGUUGGAUGAGAUUUUGGAAGAUGAAGACGACGUUGAUCAAUCCGAUAUAGCUGUGGACAGUUGGGAGAAGUGUCUGGAUGCAGGUGAAAAGAUAUUUUUUAAAGACAUGUUCGACGAAGAUGUAACUGGGCGUUCAAAACAGCCAGAACCGAUUGAAGAUGCAGCAGGGGAUGGAGUACAGAUAGGUGAGCAGUCGGUUCAAGUGGGAGAUGUUAUGACGUUGGUGACGUUGGUGAAAAAGACAAUGAAACUGUUGAAGACAGUUGACAAGAAGGUGGACCAGUUGGAUGGGAGACUGGACCAGUUGGAUGGGAGAUUGGCCCCUAUUGAGGAGUUUGUCAAGGAAGCACAAGGCAAAGAAGCAGAGGUAGAUGAAGCAGAAGCACAAGGGAAAGGUAAAAGCCAGAAACGCAAGAGGUCUGUGGGUAAAGGCAAGAAGUGA